Molecule: messenger RNA, 2438 nt
Organism: Urocitellus parryii (Arctic ground squirrel)
Lineage: Eukaryota; Metazoa; Chordata; Mammalia; Rodentia; Sciuridae
Product: butyrophilin-like protein 9
Biological process (GO): T cell receptor signaling pathway; regulation of cytokine production
Cellular component (GO): external side of plasma membrane
Molecular function (GO): signaling receptor binding
Source: RefSeq, a predicted model, not a curated record
GCAGAGCCAACAGCACAUGUCCUAAGGUGGGAGGUGGGUGAAUAAUUCUGUCACAAAUGAGCUGUCCUCCUGAACUCAGCUGCCAGCCUCUAUCUGAAAAGGACUAAGACACUUCACAACAAUUGUCUCACUUUGCAAAGGAACGUGAGAUUGCUGGGACUUAGCCAUUUUGGACGCUUUGCUGCUACCUGAAAGGUGGCCCUUACUGCUAAUGGAGGAUUUCCCAGUAUCCUUGGAUUUUUUGAAGCAAGUACCUCUGCCCAGCAAUCUCUUCUUCCUCACCUACCUUCUCCUUUUCCUUCAACAUGAGGAGGCAAAUUCAGAGGAGGUCAAGGUGAUAGGCCCUGGGGAAUCCAUACUGGCCAUUGUCGGGGAAGAGGUGGAUUUCCCGUGCCAAUUGUCACCGCUCCUGAACGCUGAAGACAUGGAGAUCCACUGGUUCCAGAGCCAGCCCUCUGAUGUAGUGCACCUGUACAAGGGGCGGCAGGAGCUCUUCGACCGACAGAUGGCGCAGUUCCAAAACAGGACCAAACUCGUCACGACGGAGAUCAGCUCUGGCAAAGUCGUCUUGCUGCUCCGCAGCGUGGUUCCAUCAGACGAGGGCCUGUAUGGAUGCAGCUUUCUCUCCAACAACUUCUCUGGUGAAGCCAUCUGGGAGCUGGAGGUAGCAGGGCUGGGCUCAGAUCCACAUAUCUACAUUGAAGGCUUUAAGGAAGGAGGCAUUCAGAUGAGAUGCACCUCCAAUGGCUGGUACCCCAAACCCAAAGUUCAGUGGAAAGAUCACCAGGGACAGUGCCUGCCACUGGAGUCUGAAGUCAUUACCCAAGAUGUCAAGGGCUUGUUCAAUCUGGAAACAUCUGUGGUUGUCCAAGGUGAAGCCCAUCGCAACAUGUCUUGCUCCAUCCAGAGCCCUCUGCUGAUCCAGAAGAAAGAAUUUGUGGUCCAGAUAGCAGAUGUAUUUCUUCCCGGAACUUCCCCUUGGAAGAGUGCUUUCUUAGGAACCCUGGUGGCACUGCCGCUACUCCUGGCCCUCCUCGCGAUGCUGGCGUUGUACUUCUUGCACAAGCAACAGCAGUCUCAAGAAAAGCUAAAGAAACAGACAAAGAAGGAACAAGGAAAACUGACUGCACAGCUGAAGAAGCUUCAAACCGAGCUUGACUGGAGAAGGACUGAAGGUCAGGCUGAGUGGAGGGCAGCACAACAAUAUGCAGUGGACGUGACCUUGGAUGCAACCACAGCGCACCCCAGCCUGGAGGUUUCUAAGGAUGCCAAAAGCGUUUCUUCUCGCCCAGUGGUACCGAUUCUUGCAGAUGGUUGUCCACAAAGGUUCACUGAGCAAACGUGCGUCCUGAGCCGGGAGCGCUUCUCCACAGGCCGCCACUACUGGGAAGUGCACGUGGGCCGAAGGAGCCGCUGGUUCCUGGGCGCCUGUCUGGCAACUGUGCAACGCUCAGGACCCGCGCGCCUGAGCCCGGCUGGUGGCUACUGGGUGAUGGGGCUGUGGAACAGCUGCGAGUACUUCGUCCUGGACCCACACCGUGUAGCGCUCACUCUGCGCGUCCCUCCGCGGCGCGUGGGCAUCUUCCUGGACUGUGAGGCGGGAAAGCUGUCCUUCUUUAACGUGUCCGAUGGCUCCCAUAUCUUCACCUUCACAGACACCUUCUCAGGGGCUCUCUGCGCAUAUUUCAGGCCCAGGGCCCACGAUGGUGGAGAACACUCUAAUCCACUAACCAUCUGCUCUUGGCCGGCUAGAGGGACGUGCGUCCCAGAAGAGAACGACUUGGACUGCCUGUUACAGCCUUAUGAUCCCUUGGAUACCGACUUAGGUCUGUGGUGAGGCUCUCGCCCGGUUGCAAGACCAGGCCUGGGAAGCUUCCUGGGAAUGAAGGUUACUCCUUUGCUCUCUGGCUUCCUCUAUAGCCAACAAAUUGGCACCGACUAAAAUGUGAGCAAAGCCUAAAGGCUCAGAGCAGCGGAGGGGGAACAAGAGGUAGGAGUACAUUUGCCUAUGCAGAUGUGUGUAUAUAGUUUUCUUUAAGAGGCACUUUCAAAGAUUAUUUGCAUAUAAGAUUCAGCUAAUGAGUAAAAAUAUAAUCGAUAACACAUGGGAACCAGAGUACUCAAUGCGGGAGAUGGGAAAGGAAUUGUAAUGGGGGAACUGGGAUGAGGUAUUGUGGGACUAGAUUCGAAGUAUUGAUUAUUUCAUAUAAUUGGCACAUACUUUUUGUAUAAAUUUGCUAGCUCUACAAAAAUUUAUCAGUAAUGACACCUCAUAAGUAAUAAGUUCACCUAUGGCUCAGAUCCUAGCUUUAAAUACUAUUUACGACUAAAAUAAAUUUGGAGAAAUGGCUGAUUCCAAGGGUGGGUAGAGGAAGUACAAAAGCCUGUACCAUCUUGGUGUACAAAGUAAAUUAAAAAAAAAAAAAAAAAAAAAAAAA